GUUGGGAAUGAAUGGAUAGGGGGACCUUUGCAUUUCAGAGCGGCGUCCGGGUUUUCAGAAGGGAAAAGUGGCAGAUCAGGAGACGGGCAAUUCCAGCCUGGCUUUUUUCCCCUCGUAAUUUACCAUGUAUACCAGCUGUUGUCGUCAAAUCAAAAGAAUGAUAGAAACGUGGGAACCAGCAUGGCGACGAUUUUAUGUUUUGGUUUUGGUCUUGCAUUUUGUUCUAUCCAUUAUAUAUGACGAAGGGGAAAAUAAGCAAGAUUGUUGGGAAUGCUCUGCCACUCUAACAGCUGUUAGGCAGACUCGGUCAAGCCAGUCAACUUGCAACAAUAUUGUUUUAACAAACCCAUUGGGUUUUGUUUGCACUUCGAUUCGGUGCUAUUGAGUUUUAUGAGAGGAGUUGAGGGUAGCGAUUCGUUAGGAGAAGAGUUGCGAUGACCCGGGACUUGUCGGGGGACGACCUCGCUUGGCGAAUUCUGUGCUCGCCAGCCAGCCACUUGCUGCACAUGGUGGCUAGUCU
Molecule: messenger RNA, 520 nt
Organism: Sodiomyces alkalinus F11
Lineage: Eukaryota; Fungi; Ascomycota; Sordariomycetes; Glomerellales; Plectosphaerellaceae
Exons: 2
Coding region: 125-385 (86 amino acids)
Source: RefSeq, a predicted model, not a curated record